AUGGGCAUGCGAGGCCUCGUGCGCGGGAUACCCACCCUCGAAACACCACCACUGCUUCUCUUUAUGCAGAGUGACGAGGCGGCUUGGUACUGGGGCCCAAUCGGCGCAGCCGCCGCCGCCGAGCCGCUACUACCCGCAACCAGCGCAGCCGCUGCGGCGUCGGCCGGGCCCGGCGCUGCCGCGUCAGCAUCGGCGGAUGCGGACGGGCCGGCUGUGGCAGCGGCGCUGUCGCGGCGCGUGCGAGAGGCGGACAGCCCGCUUGAGCUGCUGGAACUGGCACUUGAGGAGGGGCCGCGGCUGUCGCUGGGGGACGUGCGCCGGUUGCUCCUGAGGCUGUGCGAUUUCUACGAGUCAGGCGGCGCCUCUGGAUUUGCAACAGUGGUCGAGCCGCAACUGCUGUCAGCCCUUCAGCAGCUCCAGCUCGCGGCGGCGGCGCGCCUGCAGCAGCAGCCGGGCGGCGGCGCCGCCGCCGGGGGCGCGCCGCCGCCCGCUGCAGCAGGCGAGGUGGCGAGCGUGGUGUGGUGCCUGGCAGAGUUUGAAGGCAGCUGGUGGGCGGAGGCAGCCGCCAGCCAAGGCGUCACCAGCGGCGCUGACGCGACCUCGGACGGCUGUGCUGCCGGCGUCGAGGGCCGGGGCGGUGGAUUCAGGCCCAGCGGGUUUGCGCGGCCGGAAUUUCUGGAGGCGGUGUCGCACUGGGUGCUUGGACUGGUCCAGGCCCCAACCAGCAGUGGCAGCAGCAGCGAUGGCAAUGGCAGAAAAUUCGGUGCCAAGGCGGCCAAGCCGCUCGCAGGCACCGACGGGGUAUCCAUGGUGUGGGGCUUUGGCCGGCUGCUCGGCACCUGCCUUGGCGCGGCCCCUGCCAUCGCAGCGGCGGCGAUGGACGAGCUGUGCCGCGUCGUAGCUGAUGACAUCGAUGCCUCAACAGCUGUGGCCCCGGCUGCGGCUGAGGACCUGACUGACCUGGCGGACGGCGUGGCGGCUGCAGGCAGGCGCUCGGCAGCUUCCGCCAAGCUCCUGGACGCGGUCGCGCACGAGGUGUACCGCCAGCUAUCCAACCGCCACAGCGGCAGCGCCGGCUUCCGGCCCUCUGACCUGGUCAAACUGGUCAACGCCUACGCGCGCGCCGGCUACGGCGACGGCAACGCGCCGCGCAUGCUGGAUGCAGUGGCGUCGUACGUGGUGCAGCGCGUUAGAAAGCAGCACCUCAACGCGGUCAGCCGCCCUGCCGAUCUGUCCGGGCUUGUGGCGGCAUUUGCAGACCUGCGCCACACCAGCGUCGCAGUGCCUGAGCUCAUCCGCGCAGUGACACAGCAGGCGAGGCGGGUUCCAAUUUGA
This is a messenger RNA of Monoraphidium neglectum, 1335 nucleotides long. RefSeq lists its product as hypothetical. NCBI's taxonomy places the organism in Eukaryota, Viridiplantae, Chlorophyta, Chlorophyceae, Sphaeropleales, Selenastraceae. The record is from RefSeq and is a predicted model, not a curated record. The coding region runs from base 1 to 1335 and encodes 444 amino acids. The transcript is spliced from 5 exons.